Erinaceus europaeus (western European hedgehog) is the source of this 3999-nucleotide messenger RNA. RefSeq names its product transcription factor AP-2 alpha (gene TFAP2A). The record is from RefSeq and is a predicted model, not a curated record. Gene Ontology annotation, biological process: regulation of cell population proliferation; anatomical structure development; regulation of transcription by RNA polymerase II. Gene Ontology annotation, molecular function: RNA polymerase II transcription regulatory region sequence-specific DNA binding; DNA-binding transcription factor activity, RNA polymerase II-specific. The transcript is spliced from 7 exons. Gene Ontology annotation, cellular component: nucleus. The coding region runs from base 899 to 2245 and encodes 448 amino acids. Lineage: Eukaryota; Metazoa; Chordata; Mammalia; Eulipotyphla; Erinaceidae.
GCCUCUCUCUCUUUCUCUCUCUCUCUUACACUUUCUUUCUCACACACGCGCGCAGACAUUCUCCCACUCUGCGCUCUCUCCCUCUCUCUCUCCCCGGCCUCCCUCUUCCCCCUUCUCUCUCUUUCUCACCCUCUCUCUCUCCCUCUUUCUCUUUCACUUUUGCAUGCCCUGCAACCUUUUAAAAUGUGGCCCCUUCCCUGUGAUUCGCCAGACGCCGCGCCGCGGCCCCCUGCGCGCUCGCCCGCUCGCUCCCUCGCAGGCUUUUUGUCUCCGGCGCCCGUGCUCCCCACCUCCGAUUUGCUCCACUGAGGCGCCCGUCAAUGGACUGCAUUGAGAGCCGGCUCCGGCGCGAGUUGCCUCUCCGCUUCACGCUCGAUUUCCAGGCAUUCUUCCCUUAUUAAGCAUUCGUGUAAUAUUAAUAGUCAUGAAUAUCUGCUAUUAGGAGGCUCCAGGAACGCUGCCCAGCGCGGUUGUUAGAAGCUCAAGCGAAGCCGCCGCUAAGGAAAGAGGGGAGACACGGAUUAAGGAACACGCGCGCACACACAGACACACACAUACUUUUUUUAAAAAAAUUUUUCCGUUUUUGGUCUUUUUUUUUUUUUCCUUUCAAUUUUUUUGUUGUUGUUUGUUAAGGACCUUUGAAUCCUUACCGAUCGCGGCAGGAUAGAGACGGCGGGUUGGACCAGCUGAAGGCGCCGCUCGAUCGGUGGUUCAAGUUCGGAUGGACCCUAGCCGGGUCCCCGCGAGCGGGGCAGCGGCGGCGCCGUGACCGGAGUCCUGGGUGGCGCGGGGCUGUCGGCGCCUUUUGUGUGGGGCGCGCUUGGGCGGCGGGGCAGCCGGGCUCUCCGGGCUUGCUUGUUUUUAUCCACCCUGACUCGUUACCCCAGACUCUUCGCAGAUGUUAGUUCACAGUUUUUCAGCUAUGGACCGCCACGACGGCACCAGCAACGGGACGGCGCGGCUGCCCCAGCUGGGCACUGUAGGUCAAUCUCCCUACACCAGCGCCCCGCCGCUGUCCCACACCCCCAAUGCUGACUUCCAGCCCCCCUACUUCCCCCCGCCCUACCAGCCUAUCUACCCCCAGUCGCAAGAUCCUUACUCCCACGUCAACGACCCCUACAGCCUGAACCCCUUGCACGCCCAGCCGCAGCCGCAGCACCCGGGCUGGCCGGGCCAGAGGCAGAGCCAGGAGUCCGGGCUCCUGCACACGCACCGGGGGCUGCCGCACCAGCUGUCUGGCCUGGACCCUCGCAGGGACUAUCGGCGGCACGAAGACCUCCUUCACGGCCCUCACGGCCUCGGCUCGGGACUCGGGGACCUCCCGAUCCACUCCUUACCUCACGCCAUCGAGGACGUCCCGCAUGUGGAAGACCCGGGUAUUAACAUCCCAGAUCAAACUGUAAUUAAGAAAGGUCAGCAGGUGGGAGGAGCCCGACGUCCACGCGCCCCGUCUGUCUCCGCAGGCCCGGUGUCUCUCUCCAAGUCCGGCAGCAACUCUGUGUCCGCCAUCCCCAUCAACAAGGACAACCUCUUCGGUGGCGUGGUGAACCCCAACGAAGUCUUCUGUUCAGUUCCGGGUCGCCUGUCGCUGCUCAGCUCCACCUCGAAGUACAAGGUCACGGUGGCGGAAGUGCAGCGGCGCCUGUCCCCGCCCGAGUGCCUCAACGCGUCGCUACUGGGCGGUGUGCUGCGGAGGGCAAAGUCUAAAAAUGGAGGCAGAUCUUUAAGAGAAAAACUGGAUAAGAUAGGAUUAAAUCUGCCGGCUGGAAGACGCAAAGCUGCCAAUGUCACCCUGCUGACAUCUCUAGUGGAGGGAGAAGCUGUCCACCUCGCAAGGGACUUUGGGUAUGUGUGCGAAACGGAAUUUCCUGCCAAAGCAGUAGCUGAAUUUCUCAACCGACAACAUUCCGAUCCCAAUGAGCAAGUGACAAGAAAAAACAUGCUCCUGGCUACAAAACAGAUUUGCAAGGAGUUCACAGACCUGCUGGCUCAGGACCGGUCUCCCCUGGGGAACUCCAGACCCAAUCCCAUCCUGGAGCCUGGCAUCCAGAGCUGUUUGACCCACUUCAACCUCAUCUCCCAUGGCUUCGGAAGUCCGGCCGUGUGUGCCGCGGUCACAGCCCUGCAGAACUAUCUCACUGAGGCCCUCAAGGCCAUGGACAAAAUGUACCUCAGCAACAACCCCAACAGCCACACGGACAACAGCGCCAAAAGCAGUGACAAAGAGGAGAAGCACAGAAAGUGAGGCUCCCUCCUACUGCUGCCUCUCUCCCUCCACCAAUCCAGAUACACCAACACCAGUUCCCCACCUACCACCUGGCAGGUGACAGCUCGGACCAGCACCCUCUCCCACUGCUGCUACUGCUGCUGCUGCUGCUGCCGCCACCGCCACCGCUGCCACAGCCUCAGCCUCUGUCAGUGGGCAGCCCCUGACAGCCCUGCCUCAACUUCCCCAACAGCACCAACUCCCUUGUGCCCUCACAUGGAGCCUAAGAGAACAGAGCAGGCCAUGAAGCCAGCAAAGAAAACUUCUGAGUUUGUGAAUCUUUUUUUUAAAAUAAGUAAAUAAAGUAAAAAAAAAAAAAAAAAGAACAUCUGCAAUGGCAACACUCCCCCCCAAAAUAAAAACUUUUUUUCUAAAAAAAAGGAGCAUAAAAGUUAAAAAAAAAAAAUUAUAUGAGCUUCAUGGGACUGAAUCACCACCUUCCCUUACAUACUUCAGUUCAGAUUGUAGCCAUACUAAAAAAAAAAAAAAAAAAAAAAAAAAAAGGCAAAAGGAUAAUAAUGACAUUUUUAUCAGUAUUGUGAAUAAACUUGAACACAAAUACAGGAAGUUCCGUGUCAUGUCUUCAGUUGUACAAGUUUUUCCUCUUCAAGGUAAAGCGACCAACUUGAACUUUCUCUGGCAACAGGAUUCACAGUUCUAUAAGGGAAUCCAUGUUCACAUCUCUGUAUAUAUUUAUUUAUGUGUAAUUUAAUGGGAAUUGUAAAUAUGGUGAGUCUGUUUUAAACCUUUUUUAUUUAUCUGGUGAUCUUGUUUACCUCUUGUUUAGUGGGUUUGAAUCUUCCUCUUAGUUCUUCAUGUGGUUCAUGGUACUUAUUUAGAAAUCCAGGGUUUGGGGAUAUUUUUUUCCUCUGGGAUUUAUGAAUUUAGCCCUAUCAUAGCAUGUUAAAGAUGACAAUGAAACAGCUGAGCAAAUGAAAAAAAAAGGAGAAUAAAUUUAUAUAUAUAUAUAUAUAAUUAGUAUUACAUUUAGCUUCUCAUUGAACUGAAGGAAAAAAAAUGAUAUUGAAUCCUGGAAAGAUUUUUAAACUUGAGCGGUUUGAUAACCCUUCUAUGUACUGUGGGAAGAAGAAAACAGUUUAUUUUAUUCCACUGCCCACCCAUAAGAGCAUUAUUCGAGCAAUAAAUGAGUACUGUCUUUAAACCAAGGGUUAGGCAUGCCCCCCAUUUUUUUUGUUUAAAGAAGUUCAAACAUUUGGGACCACCUGGUAUUCUGUAUUUUCACUGGCCACUUUGGGAGCAGCUCUCCUUGUGUUGUAUUGAGUUGUGCUGGCGAUAGUCUCCAUGCCUGUCAAUGUAUCAUAGUCCUUUGUUGCCCAGAUAAAUAAAUAUUUGAUACGCUUUAUGUCGAUUUUUUUUUUUUAUUCAGUGGCUGUCUUUACCCAGGCGUAUUUUUGUUCUUGGCAGUAUUUUUUAUUCAGUAUGGUUACAGUAAUUGAGUUUAACUCUCCCUUGGCAAUUGCUCCUUGCAAUAAGCAGCUGAACCCACUGUUUCCCUCAAGUAUAAUAAAAACUUACUUUCAACUUGGAGUUCAGAGCAGGGUAUCAUUUAGAUAUUCCACUGAGUCUGUAUUCAGACAAAUGACACAAUAAAACUCAAUGUAUUCUUUUGGAUAAAAGAUUGUUUGUACUGCUAAAAGAAUGACAUACUAUCUUUCCUGGCUAGAAACAUUAAUUUUAUUAUUAAAAAUAAAGUUUUAUUUUAUUUAUGUUGA